Messenger RNA from Bradysia coprophila, 788 nucleotides. RefSeq names its product protein D3-like. The record is from RefSeq and is a predicted model, not a curated record. NCBI's taxonomy places the organism in Eukaryota, Metazoa, Arthropoda, Insecta, Diptera, Sciaridae.
UAGUCGUGCUUCAGUCGAUCACAACAAUUUGUCUACAACAAUAGUCGCUACAAUAUUAUCCAUGAUGUUGAAUUUCAAUCUUUUGAAAAAUUCUUUAAGUUUUUUCGUUCUUUUUGUGGUGGUAAAUGGUCACAACGGAUAUGAUCAUGAUGUUGCGAAAUAUUUUUCCGAACACAAGGUCGUCCCAAAUGUCAUUGCUAUACCGCCCAGAAUUGGCUUAAAGGUGACAUACAAUGAUAAGGAAGUGAAUUUUGGAAACGAACUCACCCCAACAGAAGUCAAAGAUGUUCCUUUAGUUGACUGGACAGCCGAUGCUGAUGCAUUUUACACUUUAAUAAUGACUGACCCAGACGCCCCGUCUCGCAAAGAGCCGACAUUUGGUCAGUGGCUUCACUGGACGGUUGUUAACAUUCCCGGUAAUGAUUUGUCGAAAGGUGACACUCUGGUUGAGUACGUCGGAGCCGGUCCUCCACCAGACACCGACCUUCACAGAUAUGUGUUCUUGGUGUACAAACAGCAACAAAAACAUGAUUUCAAUGAGCCGAUCCUGACCAAUAAAUCUGGUGAAGGUCGUGCCAAAAGAUCGGUAAAAGAUUUCGUCGCGAAGCACGAAUUAGGAGAUGCAAUUGCUGGCAAUUUCUUUCAAGCCAAAUACGAUGAUUAUGUACCCACACUUUACAAGCAACUGGGUAUAUAAUUAAAAUUUAUUGAACGAAAAUUUUUGUAAUUAAUCAUGUUUGCAUGUAAAUGCUAAAAUUUUCAAUAAAUUUGCUGUAAGAAAUGUAAAA